Messenger RNA from Anopheles marshallii, 339 nucleotides. RefSeq names its product UPF0184 protein AAEL002161. The record is from RefSeq and is a predicted model, not a curated record. Bases 1 to 339 code for a protein of 112 amino acids. The transcript is spliced from 2 exons. Lineage: Eukaryota; Metazoa; Arthropoda; Insecta; Diptera; Culicidae.
AUGCCACCGGAACCGAAGGAAACAAGCCCGCGCCAGGAUAAUACGAACGAUGACCAGCAGACGGAAUCGACUGAUGAAAACGAAACACCCGCCAACGGAGAGGAAGAGAUCGAUCUGGAAGAUGCAACCGAAGAAAUUUUGGAACUAAACAAUCGAUUGGAUUCGCUGAGCACGGUACUGGACAGUAUCGAGCAGCAGAAUGAUGAUCUGCGGGCACAGAUUCUACUCCUGCUCGAUUCGCAACGGGAGACGCUAAAAUCGUUCAAGGAGGAAAAUAGCCGCAUGGCUGCAAAAGGCGCGGAACCAUCCGACAGUGAUGAACCGAUGCAUCAGAGUUAA